Molecule: messenger RNA, 535 nt
Organism: Anthonomus grandis grandis
Lineage: Eukaryota; Metazoa; Arthropoda; Insecta; Coleoptera; Curculionidae
Gene: Tim9a
Product: mitochondrial import inner membrane translocase subunit Tim9
Exons: 3
Coding region: 115-402 (95 amino acids)
Source: RefSeq, a predicted model, not a curated record
CGACCAAAUGUCAAAUUCUGUCCCACGUGAGAAGCCAUAAAUAUUAAAAAAAAGAAAGUAGGAACAAAUUCAAACUUCCAAUUUUUUUGACUCCUAAAUUUUUCCUAAACUAAAAUGAGCGUGCCACUUCCUGCUGGAGCAGGUCUAGAAAAUAUAGACACGGAUCAAAUUAAAACAUUUAAAGAUUUUUUAAUUUCCUAUAAUAAAUUAACGGAAAUGUGUUUUAAUGAUUGUGUGACUGACUUUACAUCUAGAAACAUUAAGCAAGCAGAGGACAAAUGUUCUUUAAAUUGCUUAGAAAAGUUUCUCAAAGUCAACCAAAGGAUAUCCCAAAGGUUCCAAGAAUUCCAAAUGUUAGCAAAUGAAAAUGCUUUAGCAGCGAAUAAACAAGGCAGUACCUGAUGAAAAAUCUAGUCUAGUAGGUAUUUUAAAUUGUUACAUUUGUUGUAAUAAUUUUAUGUAGAAUUUGUUAAAUACUUUUUAUUUAUUUUAAGUAAGUGGGGAUGAAAUAAAACAUCCAACAUGUGUGUUUAAA